CAAGUUUUACAUUUUUCUUUUAGUUAUGCGUUCUGUUUCUUGUUAACUAUUUAUUAAAAAUGGGUGUUCAAGGUUUGCGUUGUAUGGUGACAGGGGGAAGCGGUUUUGUGGGUCAACGUUUAGUAGAAAUGCUAAUAGAAAAAGGUGCAGAAAAAGUUAUUUCUUUGGACAUAUCUUUUCCAAAGCCUAUUGCUCGUAGCUUAUUCACUCCAGCCUUAGACAUAGCCAGUCAUCCUAAGGUGGAAGUGGUCGUUGGAGACAUCACUGAUGUCGUUUUAUUACAAAAUAUUUGUAAAAAUAAUGAUUGUGUUUGGCAUUUAGCUGCCUUGGUGGGCCCUUUUCAUUCUUCUGAGGCUUGUACAAAAGUAAAUUAUGAAGGAACUCUUAACGUUAUAAAUGCUUGUAAACUCAACGGUGUUUCUCGCAUUAUUAUGUCCAGUUCGCCUUCCACAAGAUUUGAUGGAAGUGAUAUUGAAGGUUUUAGUGAAGAUGAAUUGUUUAUAAGACCCCCUGGAAAAUUCUUGCAAGCUUAUGCGGAAACGAAAGCUCAGGGAGAGCUUGCCAUGCGCGCUGCUAAUUGUGAUGUUUUGAUGACAGUUUGCGUUGCGCCUCAUCAAGUUUAUGGACCUGGUGAUUAUCUUUUUUUACCAAACAUACUGAAAGCUGCCAAGUCAGGAAAGUUACGAGUUUUUGGCUCUGGAAAAAACCUCGUGUCCUUCACCCACGUGGACAAUUACUGCCACGCCCUUCUUCUUGCUUACGAUGCUCUUUACGAGGGCUCGCCAGCUUUAGGCAACUUUUAUAUCGUCACUGACGGCCGCAAUACCUUUUGGUCCGCUAUUGAUCAAGCUUGCGUCAAAAUGGGCUACCCUUCUAUUCAGAAAAAAAUGCAUCUUCCACUGCUGCUUUUAUAUAUAUUUUCUUAUGUAUUAAGCAUGAUUGGCUGGUUUACAAACCGUAAGUUUCGCUUAUCCCCGUUUACUGUUCGAAUGCUUUCUAUUCAUCGCUGGUUUGAUAUCAGUAAAGCGAGGCGAGAACUGAACUAUCAGCCAAUCGUUACCUUCGAAGAAGGAUGGAAUUCAACGCUUGAUUGGUUUAAAAGCAACGAAACCUUAUGGGGCGAUAAACUUGCGCCUUCCUUUUCCCUAUGUCCUAAAAUAAAAUCUUCUCGGGAAAAAAAAAAUUAA
Molecule: messenger RNA, 1187 nt
Organism: Zophobas morio
Lineage: Eukaryota; Metazoa; Arthropoda; Insecta; Coleoptera; Tenebrionidae
Biological process (GO): steroid biosynthetic process
Molecular function (GO): 3-beta-hydroxy-Delta5-steroid dehydrogenase (NAD+) activity
Source: RefSeq, a predicted model, not a curated record